This is a messenger RNA of Peronospora belbahrii, 609 nucleotides long. The record is from the annotation of a GenBank genome assembly. Lineage: Eukaryota; Oomycota; Peronosporomycetes; Peronosporales; Peronosporaceae.
AUGGAAAAGAAGGAUCAUGGAAUGCAGAUAUUCCGUAAGAAUAAAUCCAAACGACGAGGUUGUCAUAAUCUCAAGCAACCAUUGACCAAGGACAUGCCACGCAUGCUGUCGGAGCUGCUAAAGGAGCCUAAAGUAGCGCUACUGCAUCGCGUAGUGAAGAAUGUAGGUCCCAAAGUAUCCUGGCAGCUACUUCGUGAGACGCUUCGGCUGGAGAAAGACGGUGGACAGUCAGUAAAUGCUGAGGCCAGUGGCAAGCCCGAGCUUUUCUUUGUAGUAGACGAAGUCUCCCAUGAGUAUAAGCCACGGCGUCGCACAUCAGGUGGCGUCUUCUUUUCGUUGUUGAAGAAUAAAGUGUCGAAAGAAGUAUAUCGUACCAUCUAUGAGGUAGAAGAUCAGAAGAAGAAGGAUGCCAAGAAGCGAGCUCGUAGUCGCCAGCGACAAAAAAUGGACAAAACGCUGGCUAAACUAGGCUUUGAUGACUUGACGCUCGCAUCUAAAGGCGAAGACCUCACGGCGGCAAAUGGCAACAACACAGGAAUCCCGGCUACUUCAAUUGAUGCUGCUGUUGCUGAAGACGGAGAAGUGGUGGAAAACAUGGAAAUCAGUUGA